AUGGAGAAGUUUAUUUACGAUUUAAAGCCCCGCGGUUCCUUUGAGUUGCAUAAAUUGAAUUAUCGGCAUGUGUUGAUUCAAUUCUCGGUAUUAGAUGAUUAUUCUUUGCUUUUGAGAAGAUCGAUAUGCUAUAUUCAUGGGCUGCCCAUGCGUGUUUUUAAAUAUACUCCGGGCUUUAAUUUGAAAAACGAAACUUCUAUAGCGCCGGUCUGGGUUAAUGUGCCGGGAGUUCCUCCUUAUAUGUACAACCGGGAAGCUAUAUUCUUCCUUGCUUCUUCUAUUGGAAAUCCACUUGAGUUUGAUGAUUUUACAGCCGAUCGAAAGAAGAUAUCUGUUGCUCGAUUUUGCGUCGAAAUUGAUCUCUUGAAACCGAGGGUUGAACAAAUUCCGGUGAUGACUGGCUAUGAUGAUAUUGAGAUGAUUUCCUUGCCGGGAAACUACGAGAACGUCCCAAAAUUCUGCACGUUUUGUUCUCACCUGGGUCACUCGGUUGAAAAUUGUUAUAUGAAUGGAAAUGCUAAAAAACCGGAUUUUCCACCACCGCCACAACGGAUUCCCAAACCCACAGCCCCACCAAAGGAAAAACAAGUUUGGCGACGAGUUGAAAAGAGGAAAAAUGUUGUUGUUGAAAACAUGGAUAUUCCUAUAACAUCGGGGACAAAAUCAACUGAAAAUCCUAGUUUUUCUCAAGCUAUUGUGCGGACUACUGCCGAUAAUAUUAGUGAAGGAGAUUUUGAGCAUUACAACCCCUUUGAAUUGUUGAAGAGUGGGGUUCAAGAGGAUAUAGAGGCUGCUCAUAUUCAACCGGAUGUUGCUUCCAAACAUGUUCCAAAAUCUUCGAAAAAGGGCCGAAAAAAUACUUCUAACACCAAACAACCGAUGAGUCCAGACCCUAUAGAUACUAUUGCCGAUGAUCAAGCAGCUGAUUUAGAUGAUAUGGAGGCCUUAUCCAUGUCCAAAAAAAAUCAGCAUGUGUCUCCCUCCAAAAAGAACAGAAAUCAAGCUUCUAGCUCCCGAACCGCAAAGGGGGCAGCCCUCUCAACCCCCUCUCUAUCACCUUCAGCCACUUCGGUGGCCAAGGAUGUUCCCCUUAAUCAUGGGGUACACGGACGAGAGGGGUCAGGACUUUCGGCGGGUACGGAUCCGAUUACACCUACGUCGGCUGCCUUAUUUUGCGAACACUAUGUGACCAAGGUCCGGCCCACGGCCGAUCAAAAUUUGGCCGGCACGCCUCCUUUCAAUCACCUUGCCAUGAUCCCUUAUGAGCCCGUGAGCCUAGCCACGAGCAUACGCCCAGCUGAUCACGCUACUCAAGGCUCUAUCACUGAUGAACCUUCGGCCUCGUGGUGA
This is a messenger RNA of Erythranthe guttata (spotted monkey flower), 1350 nucleotides long. The record is from RefSeq and is a predicted model, not a curated record. NCBI's taxonomy places the organism in Eukaryota, Viridiplantae, Streptophyta, Magnoliopsida, Lamiales, Phrymaceae.